CUAUGCUAUUAAAACGAAUAUGGCAAUAUUUUGGAUACGUUGAUAAGUGCACCACAGACAAUUUGUACGAUUUGCUGUGCGAAGAGGUUUAUUUAGCUAUUAAUCAAACGCUAAAAUCCAUAUUUUUUGUUUUUUCUAUAUAUAAAGUACAAAAUUUGAAUUUUGAAAACAUUGCCUGGAAGUAAAUAUUUUUCAAUAAUAUUUCCCACAGUGCAUAUUAUAGCCAUCUAUUUUCAACACAGUGCAUAUUAUAGCUAUCUCCUUUCAACACAUACAGUAAGUGAGUGGUGUAAAACUCAAACGUCAAAACAUUCGCGGUGGAUAUUUAUAUUGACUUUUUUAUCUGAAAAAAGUGCAGACGUCGAAAACAAAAUUGUAAAAUUUUUAUUUUUUAGUAAAGGUCAUAGUAAUUUAACUGAAACCAUUUAAAAAAUAACAAAAUAUGUAAUUGCAUUAAAAUGUUAUUGAAUUGUUAACACUACAUUUUGUGGAUCAUAUAAAAAACUUACUGUUAAAAAGUAGGUGGAAGGCGUUAGUUGUUGCUUAGCCUAAUUUAAUUAGUGUGUGCCCAAGCGUUAACAAGUUUUACUACACAAAAAAUUGUACACAUCGAUAGUACAUUAAAACGCAAAAUGCAUUUGAGCGCCGAUAUAUCGAGUGCUCUUCAGCAAAUUGAGGCAGUUAAGAAAGGCAUUGAUGAUUCUGAUGAUCCAAAGCUCCAAAUGCAAACAGCGGAGAGUCUUAAGACUAUAUUGGAUAUUCUUCAAGACCCAGUUUUCCGCACGAUUGUACACGUUCAAGACUCUCUGUCCGAAUUGAAUGCACAAUUGGUUCAGCAUCCAUCGAUGUUACCAGCUGACUUUGAUAUAGACGUUGCUGGGAAUUUGGUAUUGAGCGUUAACGGAGGUGAUGUUGUUUAUGAUUUCGAAGAGCGUUUAUCCUCUGGACCCUUAUCACCACGUUCUGGUGCAGUUAGUCCUGGUAGCGGAAAAAGAACAAUAAAUGAUGCAAUGAAUACUGCAGAAGCAGAAGAUCUAAACCAACGACCACAAUCACAAAAUUCAAAAUAUCCAAACACUAUUGAUAUAUCUACUGCCAAUUAUGCACAGGUUCAAGCUAUUGAACUUGUAAAUGAUGGAACUGGUUUAGGUUUUGGUAUAAUAGGAGGACGUUCAGUUGGUGUUAUUGUAAAAACCAUAUUACCAGGCGGUGUUGCAGAUCGUGACGGACGUUUACGUUCGGGUGACACUAUUUUGCAAAUUGGAGAUGUUAAUCUUCAUGAUAUGGGUUCAGAACAAGUUGCUGCUGUAUUACGUCAAUCUGGAACACAUGUACGUUUAGUGGUAGCAAGGGCAGUAGAACCAUUGACACCUCCAACAGUUAUACAAUGUUCUUUAGAAGCCGGAAGUGCUAUUGUCCCAGUUCGUGUUUUUGCUGAUCCAGCUGAAUUAGAACGAUACCUUAUAUCUACUGGAUAUCCGGAAAUAUUUGGUGAAAGUUCCACAGCAUCUACACCGCAAACCACAACAGAAGGUGAGCGUUUUGUGUAUCGAAAUGGCAAGUCGUUACAUUAUCCAACUAUGGAUAUACAUGAACUGCUUACACUACCAGAAACUGAAAAAUUCCAAGUAGAGUUAACGAAAGAUGCUAAUGGCCUUGGUAUAACAAUUGCUGGUUAUGUUUGCGAAAAGGAAGAAUUAUCUGGUAUUUUUGUUAAGAGCGUUUCUCCUGGGUCUGCGGCGGACUUGAGCCGUAGAAUUCGUGUAAAUGAUCGAAUAAUUGAAGUAGAUGGACAAUCCUUGCAAGGAUUCUCAAAUCAUCAAGCAGUUGAAUUGCUUAAAAAAUCUGGCCAAGUAGUUAAUUUACGUUUGGAGCGAUAUUUACGUGGUCCGAAAUAUGAACAGCUGCAGCAAGCUAUUGCAGCAAAUGACAAGGUAUCAUCUACCAUACCAACAACACCACAACGUGCAACUUUGUCAUCACCUCUAACACCUGUUGCUUCACAAAAAGAUGUUUCUUUAUCGAAUACAGGAAAACUACAUAGUACUGAACCACGUGAUAUGACAACUAUAUCGCCUAUACCAGCACCUGAUUCAUUUACUGCUGUUACUGGUUCAACAGUAGCAGCAACUACCACACUCAGUAGCUUUGGUUCUGGCAAAAAAUUAAUUUCUGUACGUGAUUCUAUUGAUGGUACACCAAAAAUAAUACCAACUGAUAUGCCACUUGUAGCUUUGGGUAAAUCAGAUAAUGAACAAAUUGAAUUCGAAGAACAUGCACAUGCCAAAAAUUCUACUUUGCUUGCACGUCACAAAUAUUAUGUUGAACCUGAUCUGGCGCCAGAAGUUGAACAAGAGAUAAUACGCAAAUGGAGAAAAGUAGUUGGCCCUGACGUAGACGUAAUUGUCGCUCAAAUAAAAAAAUUCGCUGUAGGUGGUUUAGGGAUAUCUCUUGAAGGCACUGUUGAUGUUGAAGGAGGUCGUGAAGUGCGUCCACAUCACUACAUACGAUCGAUUCUCGCUGAUGGUCCAGUAGGAGUAAAUGGUGUGCUUCGUUCUGGUGAUGAAUUGUUGGAAGUAAAUGGAGAACGAUUAUUAGGCAUGAAUCAUUUGGAAGUAGUCGCAAUUUUGAAAGAACUGCCAUUAGACGUACGUAUGGUCUGCGGACGUGGUAAAAACGCAUUGAUGCCCUUUUCUGAUGAUACACUUAAGAAGCUAAGUAGCAAUUUCGAAAACUUACUGCCCGCUUCUGAUCGUCUUGUUAAAGCCAAAUCGGAUGGUAGUUUGGCCACUGCUGGUUCAGUAACUGAUGACUCAUUCAGUAAACCUAAGUCACGUUCUUUGGAACCACUUACUGGACUUGCUAUGUGGGCAUCUGAGCCACAAAUUAUUGAAUUGGUUAAAGGCGAUCGUGGUCUAGGUUUUUCAAUACUCGAUUAUCAAGAUCCGUUAGACCCUAACGAUACGCUCAUUGUAAUACGUUCAUUGGUACCUGGAGGGGUAGCUCAAUUAGAUGGUAGAUUGAUUCCUGGCGAUCGCUUGCUGUUUGUAAAUUCCAUUAAUUUGGAAAAUGCAUCUUUAGAUCAAGCAGUUCAGGCAUUAAAAGGAGCACCAAAAGGUGUGGUGCGAAUCGGUGUGGCUAAACCUCUUCCAAUGACGGACAAUUCGAUAAGAGGUGUAUCUAUAAUAGCUAACAGUGCUUUGCUUACAGGCCCCUUAAAAGAUGAUGAAGCUGCUGAACUUGAAAGAUCCAUACAACUAAGAUCAGCAUCUACAAUGGCUGCAGAACCAGACUUAAUAUCUGAUUGGAGGAAAUAAGUCAUUUGUAACUUAUUAAUAAGAGCAGCUUGUAUAAUUCUGAAAUCACAAUUUGUUAUAAACAAUAUAAUCAUUUUGCUUAGGGUAGUAACAAUAUCUCAAUAGUUAAAGUUUACUUGUUGGAAAGUAUAUGUAAUUAUAUUGUUUUAUAAAACUUAUGACAUUCAAUUUGUUGACCGUCCGUAGAUAAAGUUUAGUUCUAAACAAACAAAAUGUUCAAUGCAAUUUAAUUUACAUUCCAAUAAUAAUUAUUGAGCGA
Teleopsis dalmanni is the source of this 3576-nucleotide messenger RNA. It is a transcript of the gene Patj, whose product is annotated as patj homolog. The transcript is spliced from 2 exons. The coding region runs from base 633 to 3317 and encodes 894 amino acids. Lineage: Eukaryota; Metazoa; Arthropoda; Insecta; Diptera; Diopsidae. Gene Ontology annotation, molecular function: protein binding. The record is from RefSeq and is a predicted model, not a curated record.